AUGUGCGUUGCAUAUUCGCAUUCUAGAGCCGAAGAAAACGCUGCAAGAUGGGAGCGCAUAAUCGAUCGGAAAAUUCCAGAUAACGCGAUUCCCGUCGGGCGCGAUUCGCAGAAUCGAGUACUCUACGCUGGCAGAUGCUUAGUUCGGCAAAAUCGGUACCGAUUUGUCCCGGGAUAUGUCUGCAAAGAAGAACCUUGGGUUCUAGCUGCCUACGGGACAAGAGCAAGGACGGGGACUCAAGAUGAAGUUUUGGUUUCAGAUAAAAUCGAAUCCAUCUACUGGGAGUCUUCAAUAACCCCUCGAUUCCCCGUCGUUGGCGGUUCCGACGAAGACGACAAAUACCUCAUUGGCAGAACUCGCUCAACUUUUGGCAGAACAUGGCGCGGCAGACGUCUUUCCAUUACAAAUCUUCCUGAUGAAUUCUGCCUCCCUGGGAAGGUUCAUCCUUCACAUGCAGUUCUCUACGCGCCGUUUGGAGACAAAGAGUACAUUUUCAAGGAUUUUGAGACGAUGGCGAUCAAGGCAAGUCCGAGGAGUUUGUUCGAGAUCGCGGCAUUAACUUUGAAAAUCAACCUCGACGACGACAAACUCAUCUCUCUCGCGGAUAAACAAAUCCUAUCAAAACCCGUGCUCGCUGAAGUCCUCUCCGUAUCACCUCACUAA
This is a messenger RNA of Oikopleura dioica, 663 nucleotides long. The record is from the annotation of a GenBank genome assembly. NCBI's taxonomy places the organism in Eukaryota, Metazoa, Chordata, Appendicularia, Copelata, Oikopleuridae.